Messenger RNA from Sphenostylis stenocarpa, 494 nucleotides. The record is from the annotation of a GenBank genome assembly. NCBI's taxonomy places the organism in Eukaryota, Viridiplantae, Streptophyta, Magnoliopsida, Fabales, Fabaceae.
CUUUUGGAGAGGCCAUGCUACAUACAAUUGGUUACAUCUACACACGAAAAGCUGCAAGAGAACUUGGAAAGGAUAUGCGGUAUAUGAAUGUUCCCUUUUUGGCCGAAUGGGUCCGAGACAAAGGACACCGUAUUAAGUCACAAGUAACAGCAGCCUCAGGAGCUGUGUCCCUAAUUCAAAUACAAGAAGAGCUCAAGAAGCUAAACCAAGGAGAAAACAAGGAAGAAAACAUAAUCAAAGCUAUUGAAGAUAAGAAGGAUGCCAUGGUUCAUUCUCUAUGGCAGAUCAAUGUGAUUGAUAUUGAAUCAACUCUGUCACAUGUUUGCCAAGCAGUUCUUAAAGAUCCUAGUGUCUCCAAAGAUGUUCUGAGAUCUCGGGCCAAAGCAUUGAAAAAGUUAGGAACUAUCUUUCAAGGUGCUAAGUCUUCUUAUAGCAGAGAAGACAGUCUACGUCAAGAAAGAGGCAAAGCAGUAGAUGUUGGUUCCUCAUCAUAG